AAUCACUUUGGCAUAGCACAAACGCAUCUCGUAAUCGAUCAUAAGCCAUAUGCCCUUUCCUCCGUCUCCUCCCCAGAUCUCCACCAAAGCAGCCGAGCGAUGGCUGUACCUGUACAGUUGGAGCUGGCGGCGGCGAGGCCAUUGCUGAAUGCCACCGUGGGGUAUCUUGCUUCCGAGAUCCAGGGGAGAUACAAUCUGUGGAAGAGCGUUGAGGACGAGUGCGAAUCCUUGAAGGGCGCGGUUGUUCUGCUUGCCUCCGUCAUGGAUGAUGAUGUCUGUGAUUGUAAACAUGACCAUCGUCGUUCUGUAGCCUUGAGGGCAACAUUCACUGAGCAGAUGCGCGAACUGGCGCAUGAUAUUGAGGAUUGCAUAGAGCGCUUCCUGCAUCGAGUUACCUGCAAGGAGGGUGCAUCGUGGGCUUAUCGGGCAUUUCACCGUGUGAGGAUAUAUCCCACCCGUCACAAGUUCGCCUCCAAGAUGAAGCAGCUCAAGAUGCGCUGGGAGAAAACAACCAGGCAGAUACAGAUAUUCAAUCCUCCUAGUGCAGGUGGCGGCCAAUCAUCCGCCCCCGCCACCACAUCACCAGCAGAAUCAGUCCUCGAUGACCCUGUGGGCAUCGAGGAGGCCAAGAAGGAGCUUCUGGCGCUGCUCGUUGAGCCGAUUCAGUCGAUGGUGAUUGCCAUCGUCGGAUUUGGUGGCUCCGGGAAGACGACUCUCGCGGAGGCAGUCUACAACAGCGUCGACAAGCGAAAACUAGACCACGCUUUGGUUUCCGCACGCUCGCUGGACGGCAAUGGGAUCUUGAGAGAGAUCCACCAGAAGGCUUUUCCGGAUUCCGCAACAUCUCUCAAAGAGUCCAUCGCGGGCCUCGCGGCCGAAGACAAGAGGUAUUUAAUCGUUAUUGAUGACAUUACUGCGGAGCAUAUACAGAGCUGGAGUACUAUAUGGAAUACCUUGAAAGGUGGCGGAACAAUUAUAGUGACCACAGCUGUUCUGACCAUUGCCAAUACAUGCAUCAAUAAUCCCCGCCAAGAAAAUAUAUGCAGCCUUGGUUACGUGUACAGAAUGAGAACUCUAGGAGAAGAAGAUUCCAAGAAAAUGGCUUUCCGAGGGAGAUGGACGACUGAAUUAGAGCGCGACUCUCCAGUACUCCUGAAGAAGUGUGAUGGUCUUCCACUUGCUCUUACUAGUGUGGCGAAUAAAUUCAGUAGUUUACCUGAACCGACGGGGCGAUCCUGCCAGGAUUUGUCAGCGCAACUCGGUGAAUAUGUGGAACAUGAAGAUGAUAAGGAACCUCACUUUGCAAGGCUUAGAGGUGUGCUUAUGGAUAACUACACCAGUCUGUCUGAUUACACUGCCAGGACAUGUUUACUGUAUCUUGGUAUAUGGCCAGUCGAUCGUCCCUUGAGGAGGAGUGUCAUAAUCAGGCGAUGGUUGGCUGAAGGAUAUGCGAGAGGCAGUCCUCCCGUCACAGACUUAAUGAUGGCUGAUACAAAUCUGCAGACCUUUAUUAAUCGCAGUAUCAUUCGGCCAGUGUAUCCAACCAAUAAUGAAACAGAUAAGGUAUGCAAAACUAUUGGUAUCAUGCAUGUGUUCAUGUUGCACAAGUCCAUGUCUAGGAAAUUCAUCAUGCCCUUUGGUUCCGAGGACAAGAAAGUGCGUCACCUCUUUGUGGAUGACAAAAAUGUUACAAAUUUGGGAAAUACUUCCAGCCCGGACCUAUCCUCUGUCCGCUCUCUGACAGUCUGGGGAAAUGCAGGUGAUGCCAUCGCUGAUUUUCGCAAGUAUAAAGUGAUGAGGGUGCUAGACCUAGAAGGAUGUAUUGAUGUGAAUGAUGGUCAUCUGAAAAACAUAUGUAAGCUGUGGAAUUUGAGAUAUCUAAGCCUAGGGCCCAAUGUCGCUAGUCUCCCAAAGGAAAUUGCACAGCUUAAAUUGCUGGAGACACUUGAUGUAAGCAAAUCAAAUGUGGACGUGCUGCCAGUGGAAGUCAUCGGGUUGCCCUGUUUACUUAACCUGAUUGGAAAUGUCAAGCUUCCGGAUCCAGCUGGGACAGAGAGUAGUGAAAAUGAGGAACGGUCCAAAGAAUCUAAGCUCGAGACGCUGGCAGGUUUUGUCGCCGACGGACGACAGGGGUUUCUCGAAUUUAUGGUCCAUAUGAAAAGGUUGAAAAAGGUUAAGAUAUGGUGCGAAGAUGUUGAUCAACUCUGGCCCCUGCUGAAUGUUCAUCUUGUUGAGGCCAUUGAAGAGUACACUAAAGCUCCUAUUCACUAUCAGCAAACUCGCUCCCUGUCGAUUGACUUUCCAAGUUCCUUGCAUGCUCUGGGGGAUAUGCAUAAUCGGAACCUGCGUUCAGAGACUAAAUAUUAUCUCACAACUCUGAAGCUACGUGGCAGCCCAGCCGCACUGCCUGAAUUCGUUAGCCUGUUCCCUUAUGUCAGUGAGUUAUGCCUUUCGCCAACUAAUGUGACACGGAAACUUCCGCGUGUCCUGAGUAAGAUGCAGUGCUUGCUUUACCUCAAAUUGAUCUUCAGUAACGUUGACCAUUUUGUCAUAGAAGCUGGUGAUUUCCUGAGCCUUCGGCGCCUACGUUUUGAAUGGCACCGUACGGGUCUGAUUCUCCCAACAAUUGAAGAUGGAGCUCUGCCGGAUCUUGUGUCGUUUCAGCUGAUCUGCAGGCACUUGGUUGGUCUUUCUGGCAUCGAAAUCGCACACCUCAAACAGCUUAAGGAUAUCGCUCUUCAUCGUGACGUGGCUCCAGAAACAAGAGAAAAAUGGGAAGAAGCGGCAAGGAAACACCCUAGGAGGCCCAACGUUUGGACUAUCACAAGGGUUGGUGAUACAAGAGAUGAGGAUCCCACUGUGGCUAGAGAGGAAUCAGCAACUGAUCAGGCUGGCACCCAGGUAGUUGCGGGGGGAUCAUCAGUUACCCCGGAGGAAGAAGCACUUGAUCAGAAUGGCAUCGUUUUGACUAUCGCAUGUGUUGGCGAUACUACAAGAAAUGAGAAUCCCACGGUGGCUAAAGAGGAAUCAGCAAUUGAUCAGGCUGUAGUUGAGCAGGGAUCAUCAGUUGCUCCAGAGGAAGAAGCACUUGAUCAGAAAGGUAUCCAACAGCAGAUAGUUGACGAGGAACCUUCUGAAGUACCCAGUUCCAGUUCGAGCGGCUCGGGACAUACUGGUGAAAGGGGUGAUGCCAGCCCAACACAUUGUAUCUCUGCAGACAUCCCAGUUGUGCGACAGGAGACACAGCUUAAGGAUGGCCUGCAACAUCAAAAAAUUAAAACAGAUUGACUGUUGAGGCGGCAUCCAAAAGUCUUCCUUUUGCACUCGCAGGGCCGAAGUUGCUAUGGAGACCGCCCCAGAAGUUCCAAAAAUAAACGUUCGCAGGCGAUUUAUCUUCAGUUUUAUUAUAUGUGAGUCAGACAAUGGGAUGUACUACAGUUGUUUGGUACAAGAUUUAAGGUGGUGUUGCUUUACAAAUUUCAGAGUGCCUUCCCAUUUCCUAAAAUAAGUGUCCUGACAUUUUAUUUCAAGAACUGCUUUGGUGAGUUGUGCCCAGGGUUCAGUUUAGCUAUCCAAUGUUGUUGAUGUUCUGAUUGAAUUAUUGUGUCAAACAAUUUCUUGUGCUGGUU
Messenger RNA from Triticum dicoccoides, 3629 nucleotides. Its product is annotated as disease resistance protein RGA4-like. Gene Ontology annotation, biological process: defense response to other organism. The record is from RefSeq and is a predicted model, not a curated record. The transcript has 3 exons. The coding region runs from base 100 to 3288 and encodes 1062 amino acids. Gene Ontology annotation, molecular function: ADP binding. NCBI's taxonomy places the organism in Eukaryota, Viridiplantae, Streptophyta, Magnoliopsida, Poales, Poaceae.